UCGCAUUUGCUCUUCGUGUUCUAAUGCACCGCCCUACAUAUGGCGACAGCAUCCCGAAUAGUGAGCGCGGGGCCUAUCCUAUCCUUCGGACUACGGACUCGGUGACGGGUUGCCUGAGGCUAUGCCCUGUUGCGGCGCAGCGUCACAAAACCCAUGUUCCUCCCGCCUGUCAGUUUCAAACCACACCCUCCACUGCCCUUUUGCCUUCUCUUGUAUCCAAUAUGGCUCUGCUCCUCGCUCCACGCCGAUCCGCAGCAGAGCAACCGGCUUUAUUGCGUCUGCCCCUUUGUAUUCGGACCCGCAUCUACACCUACAUCAUCCAGAAAGACCUCAAAUCACCUUUGGAGUCCUUUCCUCUAGCUUUCGUAUGCCGCCAGAUACAAGCCGAAUUUGUCGCAGCAUAUGAAUACCGGGUGAACGCACGUUUCCGAUGCUGCCUGGGACGAACGGCGCAAGACCCUGAGACAACCAGGCUGUAUGCGUGGAAUUACCAUACCUCGCCAUGGAGCAGUGCUAUCGAACUUACGCCUAGUUUUGCGGCCAAGCUAAAGGCAUGCAAAGUCCGUUGCACCAUCGAAGAGCUGGGCGACUGGGAACGAAGAUCCGAGCCUGGAACCGAAUGCUUCAAGGACUGUAUCCGCAUUCUAGUCCGCACGUUCAAGACAUCUCAGCACUUGCACGAGCUGCGCGUUUCCUUCGAUCACUUCAUUCUUUCUGGGAAGAAAGGAUUGCUGGAAGCGGACGAAGUUUGGGACAGACUGAAGGGCAUGUGUGAGAUGCCAGCGCUCAAAGAGAUCGAGUUCGAGACGCCCGGCUUGGGUGAAGACUUUCGGUGGAGGAAGGAGAGGAGCGCGAAGAAGGGGAAGGGGAGGGAGGAAUGGGUCAGAAUCGUUGAAGAGAGUGGAAAUGCGAAUGUGCAAGUUGGUGCGAGAGCUCCGAAAGGAUAUGGCUUGCGGAGAGGAAUCACAUGAAAAGGAACAGAGAAUCUAUCUCAUGCUUGGCCGGCACAUCUUAUCAAGGCAUCCCAAGAUGCCGACGAAUCGUUCUCUAAAGAGCUAGUAUUCGACCUGUGGUAUUGGUUCCCGCUGCCUCCCAAAAGCCGCUUCGAAGCACCUGGUAAAUCUGCAGAGCACCUUCUAUGACCCUGAAUACGAGCUUCAAAAACUGCGGCGAUUUGUGCAACCCAUCCUUGAAUAACCUGUGCUGACGCGACUGCUAUUAGCAAGAUCUAGCCCCCGUUCGAGAUGCGGAGCACACAAUACCAUCAUCUUGGUGUCCACGACAUGAUCAACAACCAAGGAGUGCAUUCACAUCAUCUACGCGAGCAAUCAGCCUGACCACACAAUAAAAACGCCUUGAUCAUCGCUUUGGAACACGAAGCAGUUACACGAUCACAAGAUAGUCGGUCAUUCGACUGCGCCUCCUCUUGGCUACCGA
Messenger RNA from Trematosphaeria pertusa, 1437 nucleotides. RefSeq lists its product as uncharacterized. The record is from RefSeq and is a predicted model, not a curated record. NCBI's taxonomy places the organism in Eukaryota, Fungi, Ascomycota, Dothideomycetes, Pleosporales, Trematosphaeriaceae. Bases 24 to 971 code for a protein of 315 amino acids. The transcript has a single exon.